AUGUCUGCCGCAAACGGUUCCGCCAUGCAGGUCGAUAGCUCAGAAGGAAAGGGUAAAGGCAAGGCCGUCGAGCCAACUACCCAAGAAGUAAACAUGGAAGAGGAUGACAGCUCAAGCGACGAGGACGUCGAAGCUGCGCCAGUUGGUAAGGACUGA
Molecule: messenger RNA, 156 nt
Organism: Glarea lozoyensis ATCC 20868
Lineage: Eukaryota; Fungi; Ascomycota; Leotiomycetes; Helotiales; Helotiaceae
Exons: 2
Coding region: 1-156 (51 amino acids)
Source: RefSeq, a predicted model, not a curated record